GGGCUGUGGGCGGUGCACAGCUCCAGUCUGGCGGCGCGUCCUCACUCAGUCGGUGUGGAGGAGAGAGCACGGAGCGUUGCGUCGCGUCGCACCGGGACCAGGAUCUGUACUCCAUAACACGGCAGCAAGACCACAACCGAGCGCAUCCGGCAGGCAGGAGCCGUGCAGCAUGGAGCUGUGAGGGCUGCGGGCCGACCGGGACCUUCUCCCCCAACAUCACUGUCUCAUUUUUUAUUUACAGCAUCUGCGAGCUUUUUUUGUUUGCUUUUUUACCCCAAAAAAUGGAGACUACAGGCUGUUGGCUGCUCCUGGCUGCACACUUGAUCCUCAUGUGCCAACAAGUUGGAGGAUAUGCAUACAGGAACCAACGCAAGUUCUCAGAAGACAUCGACUGGUCGUAUGCAGGAACAUUAAAUCAGAACAACUGGGCCAAGAAGUUCCCAUCCUGCAGCAACGCCAAGCAGUCUCCCAUCAACAUCGAGGAGAGCCUGGCUCAGGUGAAGCUGCAAUACCAGAAUCUGAGGUUUGACGGCUGGGAGGGCCUGACCACCCACAAGACCACCAUCAAGAACGACGGCAAGACGGUGGCGGUGGAUGUGGAUGGAGAGUUCUAUGUCAGCGGAGGUGGUCUCAAGUCAAAGUUCAAGGUUGGACGUAUCACCUUCCAUUGGGGGCGGUGCAACGCCUCCUCAGACGGCUCCGAACACAGUCUGGAUGGAGUCAGAUACCCUCUGGAGAUGCAGAUCUACUGUUAUGAGGCGCACCGCUUUGACUCUUUAGAUGAAACCAUCAAAGCUGGAGGCAGAAUCACAGCGCUCGCCGUGAUGUUUGAGACCAGCUUUGAGGACAACUUGAACUACGAUGCCAUCAUAGACGGCAUCAAAAGCGUGAGCAGAUAUGGAAAGAGUGCAGAGCUUUUACCCUUUAGCCUGCGAGGUUUGCUGCCCAACUCCACAGACAAAUACUUCAUCUACAACGGCUCUCUGACCACGCCGCCCUGCAGCGAGACGGUCGAGUGGAUCGUCUUCAAGAACACAGCGCUCAUCUCUGAUGAACAGCUGCUGAUGUUCUGCGAUGUGAUGACGAUGCAGCAGGCGGGAUACGUGAUGCUGAUGGACUACCUGCAGAACAACUUCAGGGAGCAGCAGCAGCAGUUCAUGGGUCAGAUGUUCUCCUCGUACACAGGCACCGAGGAAGUCCUCACACCAGUGUGCAGUUCGGAGCCGGAGAACAUUCAGGCGGUGCCGCACAACCUGAGCAGCCUGCUGGUGACGUGGGAGCGGCCCCGGGCCGUCUACGACGCCAGCAUUGAGAAGUACUCCGUCAGCUACCGGCUGGACAACACGGAGAACAGAGCUGCCUCUAUUUACCUGACUGACGGAGACCAGGAUGUGGGGGCCAUCCUCGAUGACCUGUUAGCCAACUCCAGCUACGUGGUCCAGGUGGUGGCGGUCUGCACCAACGGUCUGUACGGACGUGUGAGCGACCUGCUGACGGUCGCCAUGCCCGUCGAUGACCCCGCAAAUGCACUGGAUCCAGAUUCCAAUGAAUUUGAUGGCGAGGACAACUUUGAACCCGAUCUGUCUUGGAAUGAACCCGUUCAAACUGAAGAUUACGAUCUGGCUUGGUUUCCCACAAGCUCUCCGAAGACCACGACUUCUGCAUCCCCUGGUUUACUCCUACCUGCCAUCAGAAGCACAACAGAAGAAUCUAAUUGGAGGAAAACCACCACUGUUCCAGUCCCCCCGGUCAAAUCCACCCAGUCCGGUCAAGUCUUGAGCCAUUCUGAAGAGACGGCACACCGCAGCACCUCCACACGUCCCCCAGAAGUCCUCCUGACACCAGAAACCAGAGAUGUUGACUUCAGUGGCAAUGUUCCACUUUAUUCCACGACGACUACCAAGGAAGCCUUUAUACCAACUUCCACAACCCCUUUAUACUCCAAUGCAAAGAGAGAUGGUGUUCUUGGAGGUGUCAGUCCAAAAGGUGGUACCACUCCGCCACUUACCAGUGCAAAGACAAAAGGUGGUAAAAGUAUUUCUUCACACAGCACCACCACGACCACGCUGAGGUCUCGCAUGAGCGACAAGAGCAGCACAACAUCAUCAUCCUUUAUCCAGGCUGAGAUCGACCCAGGUCUGGGGCGUCCGUUAAACGAGGACACCACAACUGAAGGAGGUGUGUCUGCUGGACCAGGAGGCCUUCCAGAGAUCCAAACGUCUUCUCCCCAGCCUUCCUCCUCGGGUGGAGCUGUUCCACAUAGGCCCACAAGUCCCAGCAUGCCUCAUUUUUCAUCUACCAAGACCUCUGUCAGGUUGAGUGGCGUUCUCUUGCAGACCACACAGCCAGUGUCCAACGGUGAGCGCCCCUCUGUCUUCCCCUCCACCUCCUCCUCUUCCUCCUCCUCCCCUCUGUGUGACACUGCGGACCCCUCCACUUGCCUGCAUGACCCUCCCUCCUCGUCUUGGCCCCUGUUGUCUGCCACCGCGCCGGACUCCCAGCAUGCCGCUACCGCUCUGCUGUCUAGCAAAGACCCGGCUUCUCCUUCAACCCUCACGCUCCCUGCCUCCACCCUGCCUCACCUCCCUCACCCCUCACACCCCCUGUCUGGUAGGGAGACUGACCCCUUCUUCCCUGGUGUUGGCUUUGAUGAUAAUGAUAACGAUGGUGAUUUGUUGUCUGGGUUUUCGUCUUCGUCGGUCUCCUCAGGCGACCCUUCAGUAUUUAGUGAUACCCCUCCUCUUCAAGAGGCGCCGGAUCCGUCUGGCACCACGAUCACCGCCGAGCCGUCCAACUUCCAAUGGGACCUGUCCCUCUCCACAGGCUCUCUGUCUCUCAGUCCCACCCUCCAACCUUCAGUUCUCCUCUCUAGUGAUUUCACCCUUUCUGGCACAACUCCAGGCUUGUCCCGUUCUUUCUCAGCUGGAUUUGAAGAUGCGAAGUACGCCACAGGGAGCUCAAUAGAGACUUUUCUCCCAGACGUCAGCAGUGAUGGGUUUCCACUAGCGAGCGACGUGGACUCCAUGUGUGGCUGUUCUCUGGAGCCGUCUGCAUCCUCGUCCUGGUUGCAUGCCUCUCCUCACGUCCCCCUGCCGUCCUCAGCUUGGGACUCUUCUAGCUUAGAGCUUUACUCUAGUGUAGACUUCCCUUCGGCUUCUGGUGUUGGUGUAGAUGAUAUUCUGCGCUCUCUGUCCGUCGCGGGUUCUGAUGGUCUGUCCUUAGACCAGCCUCUGCUCUCACAUAGCGCUAUCUCUCCCUCAUCCUCCUCUUCCUACCUUCUCCAAGUCACCCCUAGUGACCUGCCCGUUUCUGUUGCAGCCAUGCCGUCUGGCGUCAGGGAUCCCUGGGUCUCGGCAUCAGACGAGAACUCUGCCCUUCAAACCUCUGCCCUCCCUUCCUCACCUACAGCCUCACCCAUCACCUCCACCCCAGAAGGACAGGCGUUAGACACGAGCAGCAGUGCCUCCGGUUCCGCCCUGUUCCCUGACUCCCAAGAGGGCGUUGAUCAGGAGUGGGACCGGGUUCAAACCUCGGCCUCUGGAGAGAGCGCUUUCCCUUAUUCCAGCAAAGCCACUAGCACCGUUCCUCUGUCUACGACCGCAGAGUCUGGCCAGGCCCCCGAUGAUUUGGACGAACGCUCCUCAGCGUUUUAUUUUGAAAGCGAGAGUGGCAGUGCCGUCGCCUCAGAAGUAGGAGGCACGGCAGCCCCCACCGUUCCUAGGGUAACCUCGGCUACACCCUGGUCACUGGGCGGGGAGGAGGAGAGCGGCUCAGGCCAGGGUGAAAGCCUGUACGACAACGAGACGUCCUCGGACUUCAGUAUUCCCGAGCGCACUGAAAGAGAGUCGGAGGAGGAGGAGGAGGAGCCAGUCGCAGACGCCAGUAACAGCAGCCAUGAGUCCAGGAUCGGUUCCAUCCGUGACAGAGAGAGGAAGGCUGUGGUUCCUCUGGCCGUCAUCUCCACCCUCACCGUCCUCGGCCUCAUCGUCCUCAUCGGGAUCCUCAUUUACUGGAGGACUUGUUUUCAGACGGCUCACUUCUACAUCGACGACAGCUCAUCACCCAGAGUCAUCGCUGCACCAUCCACUGCUGCAUCUGACGAACAAACAGCUUUUCCAGUGAAGGAGUUUGUGAAACAUGUGGCCGAGCUUCACGACACACAUGCCUUCCAGCGAGAGUUUGAGAUACUGAAGGAGAGUUACGAGACAUGCACAGUGGACAUGGGGAUGACAACGGACAACUCAAACCAUCCUGACAACAAAACUAAAAACAGAUACAGCAACAUCCUGGCCUUCGACCACAGUCGGGUUCGACUCUCGCCUCAGGCCGACAAAGAGGGGAAGAUGAGGGAUUACAUCAACGCAAACUAUGUGGAUGGUUUUAAGAAGCCGCAGUCGUACAUUGCAGCUCAGGGUCCUCUGAGGUCGAGCACUGAGGACUUCUGGAGGAUGAUCUGGGAGCAAAACGCCUGCGUCAUCGUAAUGAUCACCAACCUGGUGGAGAAAGGACGAAGGAAGUGUGACCAGUACUGGCCGGCGGAGGGGCAGGAGGAGUACGGCAGCUUUCUGGUGACGGUGAAGAGCAGCAGAGUGCUGGCCUACUACACCCAGAGGACCUUCACUGUCAGGAACACACACGCCAAAAAGGGCUCCCAGAAGGGGCGGAGCAACGACCGGACGGUGACUCAGUACCAUUACACCCAGUGGCCUGACAUGGGCGUCCCAGAGUUUGCCCUGCCGCUGCUCAGCUUUGUCCACAAGUCCUCCAAAGCCAGGACGGACACCAUGGGCCCGAUGGUGGUGCACUGCAGCGCUGGCGUGGGUCGGACGGGUACCUAUGUGGUCCUGGACAGCAUGCUGAAGCAGAUAAGAGACGAAGGCAAAGUCAACAUCGCAGGAUUCCUCAAACACAUCCGAACACAGAGGAACUACCUGGUUCAGACAGAGGAACAGUACGUCUUUAUCCACAAUGCCUUGGUGGAGGCCAUCUUGUCCGGAGAUACGGAGGUGGUGGCAUCUCACCUGCACAGGUAUGUGGACGAGCUGCUGAUCCCAGGACCUGCUGGGAGGACACCUCUGGACAAACAGUUCAAGCUGGUUUGUCACUCUGGAGUGAAGCAGUGCGACUACUCUGCAGCGCUGCAGGACUGCAACCGCAACAAGAACAGAAACUGCUCUGUGAUACCUGUUGAGAGGUCACGAGUGCGUCUGUCCACGACGGGGGGGGAGACGUCAGACUACAUUAAUGCUUCAUACAUCACAGGUUACAGGCAGAGCAGCGAGUUCAUCAUCACCCAGAAUCCUUUGCCUGGCACCAUAAAGGACUUCUGGAGGAUGAUAUGGGACCACAACGCCCAGGUCAUCGUGUCGCUGCAGGGGACGCUGGCAUGCGAGACGGAGGAGGAGGAGGCGGAGCUGUGUGCCGUCUGGCCCCGUAAAGGGGAGCCAAUCAGCUAUGAGAUGUUCACCAUCACUCAGAGGAGCGAGAAUCAUAUCUGUUUGACCAACGAGGACAUGCUGGUGGUCCAGGACUACGUACUGGAAGCUACACAGGACGACUUUGUUCUGGAGUUGAAACACUACCGUGCACCACGCUGGCCAAAUCCAGACAGUCCAAUCAGCAACACCUUCGAGCUCCUUAAUCUGGUGAAAGAAGAAAGUGCCACCAAGGACGGCCCCACAGUAGUCCACGAUGAUGUGGGUGGAGUCACAGCAGGAACGUUCUGCACUCUAUUGUCUCUGACUUGUCAACUGGAGACUGAAGGUUCGGUCGACGUCUUUCAAGUAGCCAAGCUGACGAACCUCAUGAGACCAGGGAUCUUCAGCGACAUUGAGCAGUACCAGUUCCUCUACAAAGCCAUGCUGAGUCUCAUUGGGACACAAGAAGACGAGAAAACCCUUCAGUCCUCUGACAACAAUGGAACCAUCGUGGUGGGAACCGCCAGCACCGCUGAGAGCCUUGAAUCCCUGGUGUAACCACCUAAAAAACCCACAAAGAACUUGAGUUUUACAAAUUUCGUCCUUCAACAACCAACAGAACUUCUCCUGGUGCCAGACUCACACUACAACUACUAAAUAAAGAAAAUCCUCAUGUUCAGGACUCCGUGCUGUAGUUUGAGACUCGUGUGUAACAAACGAGUUUCUUCUUCAUUGGAUCUGGACUCCCUGCGGUUUUGUAAUGUGUGCCUUUUUGUAUUUUUCAUCCUGUACUUCUAACUUUGAUACAAGCUGUAGACUAACUGUCCGAUGUUUUAACGCUGUACUGCCCUGUGACAUUUCACACAACUUAAACAUUUUUCCUAAACCUUUGUAUUUAUUGGCACUGAGCCAAAUGGGGGAAAACAAAAAAGGGAAAAACUGCAACUUUUUACAUUAAAUGAGAUAUUUUGUUAGCUUGUCUUUUAUAGAGCUCCUGCACUGAACUUCCUUUCUGUAAAUACCAUCGCAACGGUAGCAGCAGUGUGUUGUUGAAGUCAAAUACAAAAAUAAGGGCCUGGAAUAAUAAAAAUAAUCUAAUGCAUGUAAAUAAUAUUAUAGUAAUCAACUUGAUGGACCAAAUUUCUAUUUAUACUUUUAGAUUUUUAUAUUUUACCAUUUUUAGUGCAUUCAAUGGUUUGAUUCUAAUUGCUUAGCUGGAGAACAUUAAUGCUUUUAUAUUCUGGAUAUUGUAACAGACUAAAUGUGAUGCAUAGGGUACUGACAUGUUUUUUGUUUUAGCUGGACAUGAAACACUGCUGGAUUAUUAGCUAGGGGAUUAAAUAAGUGACAGAACACCAAAGAAA
Centropristis striata (black sea bass) is the source of this 6781-nucleotide messenger RNA. It is a transcript of the gene ptprz1a, whose product is annotated as protein tyrosine phosphatase receptor type Z1a. The record is from RefSeq and is a predicted model, not a curated record. The transcript is spliced from 30 exons. Gene Ontology annotation, molecular function: protein binding; protein tyrosine phosphatase activity. Gene Ontology annotation, biological process: peptidyl-tyrosine dephosphorylation. Lineage: Eukaryota; Metazoa; Chordata; Actinopteri; Perciformes; Serranidae. Bases 282 to 5975 code for a protein of 1897 amino acids.